Messenger RNA from Oncorhynchus gorbuscha (pink salmon), 793 nucleotides. RefSeq names its product heme-binding protein 2-like. The record is from RefSeq and is a predicted model, not a curated record. Lineage: Eukaryota; Metazoa; Chordata; Actinopteri; Salmoniformes; Salmonidae. Gene Ontology annotation, cellular component: cytoplasm. The transcript has 7 exons. The coding region runs from base 100 to 741 and encodes 213 amino acids.
AAUAGCACUCAGUUGGUAUAAAUAGUUUCUCUGCAAGCAUUUCCCUCAGGCCAGUGAAUACAUCUGAACUAAGCUGAUCGAAAAGACACACUCAGCACAAUGGUUUAUUUGGCAGGGUUGGUUGGCUUGGUUCUCAUCUUGACUGCUGAAGCCAGAGUUGGAAACUCUUCUGAGUCUCGCUUCUGCACAGAGUCAAAGGAAUGUCUGCUCUAUGAUCUGGUGUGCAAGAAUGACGAUUAUGAGGUGCGCCACUAUGACUCAGUGAAAUGGGUGUCAACAGAUGAGGAAGCAUACUUCAUGGACAAGGCCACCUACACUGCCUUCAGGAGACUCUUCAACUAUAUCACCGGAUCCAACAAGGCUGGCGUCAACAUUGACAUGACAGCUCCGGUGACUGUCAAAAUUGAAGAGAAGAAGUGGGGGUCGUCUGUCUUCACCCUCAGCUUCCUCCUGCCGUCUACCCAUCAGAUGACUCCUCCCCAACCCACUGAUGACAAGGUGUACUUUACUGAGAUGCCAGACAUGAAAGUGUACGUGAGGGGCUACGGUGGAUGGAUGAUGUCUUUGACAUCCAGUGUAAACUCCAUGCUGCUGAAAAGGCAGCUAGACAAAGUCCAGGCCACCUACAACAAAGACUACCACUAUGCUGUGGGAUAUGACAGCCCAAAGAAGAUUCUGAACAGGCACAACGAGGUGUGGUACAUUGUUGAGGGAGAGCCUGUGUGCCCUACCUCCUCCUAAACAUCCUCCUCCACUACUGCUGAGUCUGGCAUUACUGCUUUGAGGAGGACCA